Molecule: messenger RNA, 4506 nt
Organism: Drechmeria coniospora
Lineage: Eukaryota; Fungi; Ascomycota; Sordariomycetes; Hypocreales; Ophiocordycipitaceae
Exons: 1
Coding region: 1-4506 (1501 amino acids)
Biological process (GO): transcription initiation at RNA polymerase II promoter
Cellular component (GO): transcription factor TFIID complex
Molecular function (GO): RNA polymerase II general transcription initiation factor activity; chromatin binding; transcription cis-regulatory region binding
Source: RefSeq, a predicted model, not a curated record
AUGUCGCUGGAGGAAGAUGCUGCCGCUUCCCCGCAUCCAUUGCUCGACGGGGACGACGGCCUGCCCCCGAUAGAGGACAGACCGGUGUUCGAGUACUUUGUCGUCAAGCAGGAGGUGAACCUCGAGAUCAACUUUCGCGACCGACGCAUCGAUGGCACCACCGACAUUUACCUCGUCACCUUCAGCGAAAGGGUCGAGGAGAUUUUCAUCGACGCCGCCCACUGCGAAAUCGACACGGAAAACGUCACCCUGACCGAGAUACGCGAGGCACACGGCGAGCAGAUCGAGGGGCAGAGGCGAAAGGCGCUGGCCGAGUACGCCGACCCGUACAAGAAGCUGGCCCACCCCGGCGGCUGGAACUGGAGGGCCGAACACCACGACCUGCGCCGCAUCCGCGCUCGAAGCGUCUUUCACAACCGCAAGACCGAUGUACCUGCCGACAACAGAGAGCUCGAGGGUUGCACGCCCGUUUACGCAUCCCUCAAGCUCUCGCUGCGAGGAAAGGGCGAGCAGGAUCGGCCCAGGUUGAUUCUGAGAAAGUCAUCCUUGGCCUUGGACCCCGCGGACAGGGCGCACAAGCAAUACAAGAUCACCGUGCCGUUUCGCAACCAAGACCCUCGCGAUGGCUUGCACUUUGUCGGCGUUGACCUCCUCGACAAUCGCUUCACCCACAUGUACACCCGCCACACUCUUCAACCUGGCACGGCCUCUUGCAUUUUUCCUUGCAUCGACGACCACGGCGCCCGAUGCGACUGGAGAAUCUCCAUCAAGCACCCGAGGACACUCGGCGACGCCCUCCAACAGGCACUGGCGACGCAGAAGGAGUCGAAUCCCUCCGCCGGCUCCCGCGGAACGCAAGCCGAUGGCCAGGACAAGAUCAUGAAGCUGGCGGAAGAGGACAAGCUGAGGGAGAUGACCGUCGUCUGCUCGGGCUUUCUCAUGGAGGAGAUUGCCGAUCCCGCCGACGACCGCAAGAAGAUCAUGAUAUUUGAGCCCGAGAAGAAGGUCUCGGUCCAGAAGCUUGGCUUCGCCGUCGGUCCCUUUGAGCACAUUGACCUCUCCUCCGAGUUUCGGACCGAGGAAGAUGAGGUCAAGCUGGGCAUGAGCGCCCUCAAGGUACACGCCUACUGCCUCCCCCAUCGAGCCGACUGGGUGCGAAACACGGCGGCAGCGUUGACCAUGGCGGCCGACUUCUUGACCUACACGUUUGCCAAGUACCCCUUUGGGAACUUCAAACUCUGCUUCCUCGACGACAUGAUCGACGACGCCGUUCCCCUACACUCUUUGGCCUUUAUCAGCAACCGACUGCUGUAUCCGGAAGACAUCAUCGAUACGGAGGUCGAUGUCACGAGAAAGAUCGUCUUCACCUUGACCUAUCAGUGGAUUGGAAUUAACAUGAUACCCAACACGCGCAACGACCUUUGGCUGGUUCUCGGAGUUGCCCAUUACAUGACGGAGCUGUUCAUGAAGAAGAUUUGCGGCAACAACGAGCACAGGUUUCGGAUAAAGACCUUGUCGGACAAGCUCGUCCAGCUCGACCUCGACCGUCCCUCGCUCUGGGACCUCGGUCCCGUUCUCCACCUCAGCGAGGCCGAGAUGCAGUUCAUGGCACUCAAGGCCUCCGUCGUCUUCUUCAUACUUGACAAGCGAAUGAUCAAGGCGUCGGGAGGCCACGGCUUGACUCGAAUCCUGCAAAAGUUCCUCACCAAAGCCCAGAUCGAGAGCAGCGAUCGAUCCACUAUCCUCGAUACGGAGAAAUUCAGAGCCACGUGCGAGAAGGGAUCGAGGUACCGGCUGGAGACGUUCUGGAACCAGUGGGUCUACGGUUCAGGUUGUCCGAGGUUCGACGUCAAGGCCAAGUUCAACAAGAAGCGACUCUGCGUCGAGCUCACCCUGAACCAAAUCCAGUACCAGGCCGGCAAGAGGCAGGAGAUCGAAAAGGAGGACUUUCUACGGGUAAUCAAGGAGCGGCGGGCCGGCGCCAAGCUCGGCGACGUCCAGCCCCUGUUCACCGGUCCCAUGACAAUUCGGAUCCACGAGGCCGACGGGACACCGUACGAGCAUAUUCUCGAGAUCCGCGAGGACGCCACCCGGUCGACCAAGUUCGAGAUACCCUACAACACCAAGUACAAGCGACUGAAGCGGACGAGACGGCUGAAGGAAAAGCACGUCGGUCCCAACGCGGAGGUGGCGGAGAACGCGGACGAUGCCCUGCUCUACUGCCUCGGUGACGUGCUUCAGACGGCCGAUGAACUCAAGACGUGGGAGUUGAUAGAAUGGGAUCCCGAGACGGAGCGUAAGAUGGACUUGGAGUCUUACGAAUGGAUCCGAAUCGACGCCGACUUCGAGUGGGCCUGCGACCUGAAGAGGACGCUAGAACCGUACAUGUACGUCUCCCAGCUCCAGCAAGAUAGGGACGUUGUUGCGCAGCAGGAUGCGAUGCUGUACCUUGCCAACGGCCCGCUCCACCCGAUCGCCUCCGGAUUCCUCGUCCGAACGCUCGUCGACCGCCGCUACUUCCACGGCAUCCGGGUCAUGGCCGCCCAGGCGCUACCCAGGCAGGCCAACAUCAAGGACAUUCCGAUGCUGGGCCUGCGGCAGCUGAUGAGGGCCUUUCGCGAAUCGUUCUGCUUCGAUCCGACCAACCAGCCGAGGCCCAACGAUUUCGAUGACAAGCAGCAGUACACCGUUCGGAUUGCCAUCAUCAAGGCCAUCGCCGAAGUGCGCGACCACACCUACCGAUGUCCUCUUGAGGCUCGCCGUUUCAUCCUCGACCAGCUGCUAUUCAAUAACAACGAGCUGAAUCCGUAUUCGGACCAUUUCUACAUCGCUCAUCUGGUCGAGGUCCUCGCCACAUCUCUCGUGCCUUCGAAGCAGGAUGACUGGUUCACGCGACAGAACAAAGCGCCGAGCGAGGAGGAACGCCAAUUUCUGGAGGAAGCCCUGGAGCAGAUCGAGCGCGUUCUGCGACGAGACGAGUGGACCAACUCGUACCAGAAUAUCUGGACCAUCGCCGGAUUAGACGCCAAGCAGCGGCUCAUGAAGGCGGAGGUCAUCCCGACGCAGUACGUAGACUUUGGUCAGUAUCUCCUCGACGGCACCCGCGACCUCGUUCGCAUCAAGGCCUUCGAGGCCCUCAUCGACCUUGGCGCCAUGAUGGACCCGACCUUCUUCACCUUUUUCCUCUUCUCCCUGACGACGGACCGAUCGCCUUUUGUGCGCGCCAAGCUCAUCCAGGCCAUGUCGCGCGGCCUUGCGGCGAUCGCCUUCGGGGAGCACACCAAGGCUGUUAAGGACGAGCCUGCCCCCGACGAAGCGGAUCCUCUCCUCGUGCAGGAUAGCACGCAAGAGAUUGAGGCGCGGAAGGAAAUGUUCGCGCGGAGGGAAAACCUCGACGCAGCGCUCAAGGCACUGCGGCGAGAGAUGGAGGAGAGCUACGCGGGCGAUGAGCGGCACUACAGCACGGCCAUGCGCAAGGCGCUGGAUUACCCAUCUCUCGGUCGCGAGGAGCUCGAAAGCCUUCUCGAUCUCGCCUCGAUGAUGUUUGAGGAGGCAAGGAGCUGGGUGCUGACCGUCAAUCUGCCCAAGGGCUGGAAGGUGGAGCGGCCCGCCCAGAAGCUGGCCGAUCGAGUAUGCGCCCCGGACGUCCCAUUGGCAAGCAACCUGGCUAACGCUCGACAGCUGAUUGUCAGUUUCAAGUCCUACUACAAGACCAGCCCGAAAAGCUCCAUCGCAACGCCUCCGAUCGUCCCAGAAGCGAAGAAGCCUGCGCCGCUUCAACGAACGUCCUCGAUCAAGAUCAGCACCAAACCUGCCGCUCAUGUCACCCCGCAGCGGCCGAUCGCUUCGGCUCCGAGCAGCGUCGACACCAUUGUUGCCCAUCUCAUCCCCGCCAAGCUGCAGCAAUUCAACAGAGCUCCCGGGGGCGGUGCUCAUCACACGGAUCUGCCGUCCAGCUCAUCGGCAAAGAGAGCGCGUGUGGGCAAGGAAGACAGCGGCUCACCGGCACCAAAGCGACCGAAGACGGAGGCCCUGUCGUCGAGUCUCAACGAUGACAAGCCGUGGGUGACUCGGCGUAUGGUCACGCUGAAGACGAAGAAUCCCAAGCGGCUCGCCGUCAUUCUCGGUCAAAGCCCUAUCGCAACGCCCGCGGGCAGAACGGCGCUGCCUAGCAAACCUCCCGGGGAGCCUUCGCCAGGAGGUUCCAAGGACAGCAUCGCGGCCAAGCCGGCGAGGAAGCCGCUUCCAACUGGUGAUGGCGGUCGAAAGCCUUUGCCAAACGGAAGCGUCAGCGCUACCGCCGCCGUAUCGUCUCCUCUGGCCCAUCAGCCACCCAAGCUGUCCAUCGAUACCAAAGUACACCCGUCGCCGGCAGCCAAAGCUGCGAGCCCGGUCACUGGCACGCCCGCGAGCGCCCGUCCAAAGAUCAAAAUUGUGCGCAAACCAGUUUCCUUACCCCAACUUCCGCCGCCGCCGCGACCACCGCCACCACCACCGGAGUUUUAG